AUCGCAAAAGCGUCUCUUUUGAUUAAAAAAAAAAUAAUAAUAAUAACGAUCUGCGAAGAGUAACUUCAAAAGACCGUCCGAGCGGGGUCCAACUAUACGUGAUUGCGAAUAUUUUUCGGUUGAUUCUGUUAAAAUUGUCAUCUUCGAUUACUCUGUCUCGCGCUUUCUCCCUCCCAAUUUGUAGAAGAAGAGGAGGAGGAGGAAGGAGCAUAGGAACAUGUUGAAGUUCUUGAAGGGAGUAGUGGGUGGAUCUAGCACGGGAAUUAAAGAUCUACCCUACAACAUUGGCGACCCUUAUCCCUCUGCUUGGGGCUCCUGGACACACUUCCGUGCCACCUCCAAGGAUGAUGGGUCUCCAGUGUCUAUAUUCUCUCUAUCUGGCAGUAAUGCCCAAGAUGGACAUUUAGCUGCUGGUCGAAACGGUGUCAAGCGUCUCCGCACUGUCAGACAUCCCAAUAUUUUAUCAUUUCUUCACAGUACUGAGACUGAAACAUUUGAUAGUUCUACUACAAAGGUUACUAUCUAUAUUGUCACAGAGCCUGUUAUGCCACUGUCUGAAAAGAUCAAGGAACUAGGUUUAGAAGGUACACAAAGGGAUGAGUAUUAUGCGUGGGGAUUGCACCAGAUAGCCAAAGCUGUGAGCUUCUUAAAUAAUGACUGUAAGCUUGUUCAUGGUAAUGUAAGUUUGGCAAGUGUUGUUGUCACGCAAACUUUGGAUUGGAAGUUGCAUGCCUUUGAUGUUCUGUCUGAGUUUGAUGUCAAUAAGGAAGCAUCCAUGGUACCAAUGCUGCCAUAUGCUUGGCUUGUUGGAGCACAAUACAAACCAACAGAGUUGUUAAAUUCCGACUGGGCCACGAUCAGAAAAUCUCAACCAUGGGCUAUUGAUUCUUGGGGCUUGGGCUGUCUUAUAUAUGAAAUAUUCUCUGGCAUGAAGUUGGGAAGAACAGAGGAACUAAAAAACACUGCUUCCAUUCCAAAGUCUCUGCUUCCAGAUUAUCAGCGGCUUUUGAGCGCUAUGCCUUCUCGUAGGUUGAAUACAUCUAAGCUUAUCGAAAAUAGUGAAUAUUUCCAAAAUAAGUUGGUGGACACAAUACAUUUCAUGGAAAUUCUAAAUUUAAAAGACAGCGUUGAAAAGGAUACUUUCUUCCGCAAGCUUCCAAAUUUAGCAGAACAGCUUCCUCGCCAAAUUGUCUUGAAAAAGUUGCUUCCUUUACUAGCUUCUGCCCUUGAAUUUGGUUCAGCUGCGGCCCCUGCUUUGACUGCGGUGUUGAAAAUGGGUUCUUGGCUUUCAACUGACGAAUUCAGUGCCAAGGUAACACCAACAAUUGUGAAACUCUUUGCCUCCAAUGACCGAGCUAUAAGAGUUGGUCUUCUGCAGCAUAUUGAUCAAUAUGGAGAAUCAUUAUCUUCACAAAUUGUUGAUGAGCAAGUUUACCCUCAUGUUGCUACAGGGUUUGCCGACACAUCUGCUUUCCUUCGGGAACUGACUCUCAAAUCUAUGCUUGUUAUAUCUCCUAAGCUUUCUCAGCGCACUAUUUCAGGGUCACUUUUGAAAUAUCUCUCAAAGUUACAGGUUGAUGAAGAGCCAGCGAUUAGAACUAACACUACCAUUUUGCUUGGGAAUAUUGCAAGCUACCUAAAUGAAGGGACAAGGAAAAGAGUUUUGAUUAAUGCAUUUACAGCUCGUGCAUUACGCGAUACUUUCUCUCCAGCAAGAGGAGCCGGCAUCAUGGCUCUUUGUGCCACCAGUUCUUACUAUGACAUCACUGAGAUAGCGACUCGGAUUCUUCCAAAUGUCAUCGUACUUACGAUUGAUCCUGACAGUGAUGUAAGGUCCAAGGCAUUUCAGGCGGUUGAUCAAUUUUUGCAGAUAUUGAAGCAAUACCAAGAAAAGGAAAAUUCAGGAGAUACCACUGGAGCUGCAGGCCUUGGAAUGCAAUCAAUUCCAGCGAAUGCUAGUUUACUUGGAUGGGCCAUGAGCUCCUUGACUCUCAAAGGCAAACCUUCUGAACAAGCUCCUGCAACUUUGAGCGUACCUCUAACUUCAACUUCUUCCAAUGCCAGCUCAGUGAUGGAUACUCCAAGUACAGCACCUGUCCAUGAGCAUUCCACCUCUGAUUUUGCUGAUCAACCUGUACCUGAAUCCCCUACAUCAACGGAUGGUUGGGGAGAGCUUGAAAAUGGAAUUGACGAAGCAAUUGAAGCUGACAAGAAUGGGUGGGAUGAUAUUGAACCCCUUGAAGAGCCAAAGCCAUCUCCAGCUCUUGCAAACAUUCAAGCAGCUCAAAAGCGGCCAGUCUCACAGCCUGCUUUGCAGCCAAAACAAGUUGCAAGUUCACAGCCUAAGAUUACAGCCAAGGUCACCAAACACGAUGAUGAUGAUUUGUGGGAUUCCAUAGCUGCCCCUGCUCCUAGAACAGCAUCAAAACCGUUAAAUGUGAAAAGAGCUGGGACAGCCGGUGAUGAUGAUCUCUGGAAUGCAAUUGCUGCUCCCGCACCUGUAACCAGAGCCCAGCCUUUGGCUGCUGGCAGAGGCCGAGCAAAGCCUGCUUCGCAAAGUUUGGGUGCACAGAGAAAAAACCGGACAUCCUAAUCUGGCAUGGGAAUUACAGAACAGAAAAGAGUGAGGGAAUUAUUUUGUACAUUUUUUUUAUUGUUCUAGUGACUGACCUUCACAUCAUUAUAAAACGGAUCCAUGUCACUGUGAGUUGUAUUUGCAGUCUGCUGUGAGUGUUGAUUAUAUUAUUUGAUUUGUAAUAA
Carya illinoinensis is the source of this 2760-nucleotide messenger RNA. RefSeq names its product probable inactive serine/threonine-protein kinase scy1. Gene Ontology annotation, biological process: protein phosphorylation. Gene Ontology annotation, molecular function: ATP binding; protein kinase activity. The record is from RefSeq and is a predicted model, not a curated record. Bases 218 to 2593 code for a protein of 791 amino acids. NCBI's taxonomy places the organism in Eukaryota, Viridiplantae, Streptophyta, Magnoliopsida, Fagales, Juglandaceae. The transcript is spliced from 21 exons.